CUGGGAAAUUAACAAACACACAAGAAGCCAAACAGAUCAAGAAGUUAUAGUUCUGCAAAACCUUCACCAAGGCCAGUUUAAUCAUCACCACAGCAAACCGCAUCCCCAAACAGUUCCUUGGUCCAAUCCCAAACGGCAGAUUGUAAUCUAACCAGCAGUUUGUGGGAAUGAUGCUGCAUUAUACUGAACAUCUUGAGGCAGAAGAAGAGAGAGAAAAUUACUCCGGUCCGUACAGCUGGAUAUAAAAGGUACAGGCCGUGAGAUCUGGUUUCACAGAAAGUGCUGCUUCCACUGAGAGGAAACAUGGGUUACUACUUCUACUUCUCCAUUGAGACAUGGACCCUGCUGGUUGCCUUUGUCACACUGCUGCUUGUGUACGGCUACUGGCCUUAUGGGACUUUCAAGAGAUUAGGUAUCUCCGGUCCCAAACCCAUCCCAUUUUUUGGUACAAUGCUGCAUUAUCGAAGGGGUUUCUUCAACUUUGAUCAAGAAUGCUAUAGGAAAUAUGGGAAAAUAUGGGGCAUUUAUGAUGGCCGCCAGCCUGUGCUGUGUAUCACAGAUCCUGAAAUCAUAAAGGCUGUUCUGAUCAAGGAAUGCUACUCUUUCUUCACCAACCGCAGAAAUUUCCGUCUGAAUGGGCCGCUGUAUGAUGCCGUGUCCAUUGCUGAAGAUGACCAAUGGAAGAGGAUCCGCGGUGUCCUUUCUCCCUCCUUCACCUCUGGGAGACUGAAGGAGAUGUUUGAAAUCAUGAAGAAUCAUUCUGCUAACCUGAUCCACAGCAUGAAAAAGAAGGCAGACAAGGACGAACCGUUAGAGCUGAAAGAAUUCUUCGGACCGUACAGUAUGGACGUGGUAACCAGUACGGCCUUCGGUGUAGACAUCAACUCACUGAACAACCCAUCAGACCCGUUUGUGAUGAACAUUAAGAAGAUGUUGAAGUUUGACUUUCUAAACCCCCUCUUCCUCGCUGUCGCUUUCUUCCCAUUCCUUGGUCCCAUACUUGAAAAGUUCGAAUUUUCCUUUUUCCCUAAAUCCGUGACCGACUUCUUUUAUGCUUCUCUGACAAAGAUCAAGUCCAACCGUGAGGCCAGCCAGCAGGCGAGUCGAGUAGAUUUUCUCCAACUGAUGAUUGAUUCCCAAAAGAACAGUGGGGUGCAACAGGAAAAAGGUUUAAAUGACCAUGAGAUCCUCUCCCAAUCCAUGAUUUUCAUUUUUGCUGGUUUUGAAACAAGCAGCAGCUCUCUCACUUUCUUGGCUUACAAUCUGGCUACAAACCCAGAGGUCAUGAAAAAGCUCCAGGAGGAGAUCGAUGCCACCUUCCCCAACAAGGCUCCUGUUCAGUAUCAGUCCCUGAUGGAGAUGGAGUACCUGGACAGUGUCGUCAAUGAGUCUCUCCGGUUGUUCCCCAUUGCUUCACGUCUGGAGCGUGUUGCCAAAGCAUCUGUGGAGAUAAAUGACCUUAUGAUUCCAAAAGGCAUGGUUGUGAUGGUCCCCACAUGGCCUAUCCACCGGGACCCCAAGAUAUGGCCAGAACCAGAGGAAUUCAAACCUGAGAGGUUUAGCAAGAAAAACAAGGAUAACAUUGAUCCAUACACAUACAUGCCUUUUGGGUCAGGGCCAAGGAACUGCAUUGGGAUGAGAUUUGCUCUGUUGGUGAUGAAACUGGCAGUGGUGGAGAUCCUCCAGCAGUACAGCUUCUCUGUUUGUAAAGAGACUGAGAUCCCCUUUGAGCUGGAUGUCCAGGGUCUCCUAGCACCCAAAAGACCCAUCCAACUGAAACUGGUGCCUCGCUCCUUAUCUUCCAGCUAAAGAAACACAAUGACAGAUUGUGAUGUGUUUAUAAUAUCAAGUGUACAUUCCUAUCUUAUAACGUUUUUAAUAAAGAUUUAGCGUUGUAUGUCCCUGUAUCUCUAUAUCCUGAACUGAGUGAUAAAUAAAUUAUUUUAAAAAAUGUC
Girardinichthys multiradiatus is the source of this 1955-nucleotide messenger RNA. Its product is annotated as cytochrome P450 3A30. Bases 304 to 1809 code for a protein of 501 amino acids. The record is from RefSeq and is a predicted model, not a curated record. NCBI's taxonomy places the organism in Eukaryota, Metazoa, Chordata, Actinopteri, Cyprinodontiformes, Goodeidae. The transcript has 16 exons. Gene Ontology annotation, molecular function: heme binding; steroid hydroxylase activity; iron ion binding.